AUGCCGAAGCGCCCCGCAGCCGCCGUACCGCAGUGUGCGGCCCCAGCGCCUCCAGCGCGCCGCUUGCGGGGCAAGCAAAGCGCGGACGACCACGCGGUGCCACCGCGCGCGCCGCCGGGGGCUGAGCCGCCGCGGAUGCAGCGACCGGCGGCGAGCACCCAUUUGUGUCAACGCCGUCCGGGGGAGCCCUGCAUUUUUUCCACGUCGGCCAGCGGCGCCAGAGCCCGAUACCAGGGCGCAUCGCGGCAGUGCCCCUGGUGCAGCACCGAGGCCCUGUCCGAAGCCCUGGCAGCUCACGGUGGCCGUAGGCAAAUGAGCCGCUCCUUGAACAUCUUUUGGACCAGCAACAAAGAUAUCUUUGCAGCGGCCGUGCAACGUUUGCCUGCAGCCUGGCGCGCCCACUUUCCGUUGCAAGUCCUCGGCAUGUCGCCCGCUAUCCACAGCGAGGAAGCCUUGCGGCAAGCAUUGGCUUCAGCAUCUGGCCGGGGACGCGUGCUGGCAGCCUUGCGGAAGAAGCAGACGACGGAGCCAGAUGUGGUGGAGAUGGCCAUCCAGGCGUUGCCCGUGGAGAUGCAACAAGAAAUGCGCGACAAAGCUGCCGAAGAGCCACGGCGCGCCAAGGCUGCCCGGCACAAGGCCGAGGAGGACGACGCCAUGGAUCAGUGGGAAGCAGCCAUGGCGGCCCGGCGCAGCGUCCGCGCGGAGGCAUCGGCGGAGGCGCAAACGCUCUAUGAGGAGCGCGUGGCCGAGGACCGGGCCCGUGUGCGCCGCAAGUUCUUUCCACAGAAGGAGCGCCAAGUGAAGCACAGCGGCCACCGCUGGAGCCACCCGAUGCCGGCAGCCUUGCAACAGACCGUGCAAGAUCUCCAGUCCAAUGACACUGGCUUGCCUGCAGCGCAAGAGAGCCCUGUGGCCGCCAUGCUCGAGCAAUGGUGCAAAGUCGGGUCCUGGGCCGUUUGCAAGGCCUGCCACAGCCUGGAGCCACGCCAUCUGAAAGAGAUCGACGUGCGCCGCACAGCGCCGCCGCUGGUGGACAAGUGCAAGUGGUGCGCCGGGCCCCAGGGCGUGGAUGGCGUGCCGCAAGUGGCGGAUGUCCCCGAGCCCUUGCGGGGCUUGACGCCUUCGUGUGUGAAGGCGUUGCAGCCGCUGGAAUUGGAUUGCGGGCCAUACCAAAGGCCCCCGCAUGGCUACCGGGUGCACACGGCUUUGGCUCGCUUGGCUUGGUCACAGCAAUCUGUCGAAGAGAAGCUCGCAGCCUUGCCGCGGCAGGAGCGGAAGCCGGCCAAGAAGGCCUUCACCUACUUGAUGCGGGCAGGCAGCCGAUCAGAGUACCGCACAUACGUCAAGCAGCACGAAAAGUUUCUAUGCCAGAAUCCUGACCCUGCAGAUGCCGAUCGCAAGCGGCCACUGCAGAUGUUGGAGGCAGCGGGCAUCGAGUGUGCUCUGUGGCCGGACCUCUACUGGGACUCCGAUCACUGUGAGACGGUCAUCCGCGCCACCGACGUUCGCAGGCUGCAGCGCCGUGGGCUGCUCGACGAGGACGACGAGGAUGAGGACGACGUGGGCCGCGGCUCCAUCCGCCGUUCCUUCUUGCGUAAGAUCCUCGGGCCGAUCUUGGAUUACACCGCCGAUUACCAGCUGCUCCAAUUCAUUCAUCUUCGACUUCUCUCGAUGCGCAUCAUGCUCAAGGGCUGCACCUUCACGCCGGCCUACUGGGCGCAAAGGCACGCAGCCGUGCUGGACUUGCAACGGCAGUGUGGGUACCCCAUCCUCUUCAAGACUUGGGCACCCUACGAAUGGAGCGCGCCCUACCAUGCGGCCUUGCUCCACGAUCUCGCGGCCUUGCUCCGAUCCCGACAACAUUUGGCCGGCUCGGAGACGUUGCACCUGGCGCAUGUCAUGGUCGAACUUUUGCGAGAGUGGGUUGCAGGAGGCACCCGCAAGCACGGAGAGCAGAGCUCGACUUGGAAGAGCCACGCGCUGGCCGCCACGUUGCCCGGUGGCCAGCGAUGCCGGAUCAACUUUGCAGCCAGACUAGAAUUCCAAGAUGGCAAGAGGAAGCAAGCGUCGCAGCAGUACCACGGCCGCGGCGCCGUGCACCUGCACGCUCUGCUCUUUGCCGAGGAGCUGGAAGCCUUGCAGCUGCACAGGCGGCUGCAGGCCACGGAGCCACAUGAGGGGCAUCAUCUGCGAGGCUACGUCGUGGACCAGUUGAGCUACACGGGCAGCGGGUGGCCAGUUCAUGAAGCUGAGUCGUCAUGGGAUGCCAAAGAAGGGGUUGUCCAACUGCAGCACACAGAAAAGGAUUCGGACUUGGGCAUCCGAGCCUACGAUCCCGAGGAGCUGGAUGUGUUGAAGUGCCACGUGGACAACCUGAUGCCCCAAGCAGCACGCUCCGACAAAGGCCGCAGUCUGAUGCUGCGCUACGUGGCAACCUAUGACACCAAGUUCAGCAGCAGCUUCAGCCACGAACUGCUCUCAGAUGCGCAGGUGUCCGGAUAUGGUCUUGCGUUCCGGGUUCUCUCCACCUUCCAUCCGUCGGAGCCGGAGAUGUGGCUGACGCUCUUCCCGCAAGUCUUUCCUUCCUUCGUGCUCGGCGGCACCAUGAAGCCCAUCGUUGCCCCCUGGCCAGGGAUGCCGCAGAUGCCCAACUUCGUGGAGGCCUACGAGAACUGUGGGUGGCGCGACGACCGCAUGACCCUGCUGGAGUACUUGCGAAAAACCAACGACAAGGGCGACAUCAUCCACUGGCUGCAAAGGGCGCAUGCCUCAGCCGACACGGCGUUGGACUUGGGCGCUUUUGCGUCCCAAUACAAAACGUUCGGGGAGAAGGUCGUAGCGGCCGAGAUGGUCACCAUCUUCAGUGAUAAGUACUUCGGGCAGUGGCUGCUGCUGCACGUGCCCUUUCGCUCCGCGGCGGCCUUCUUGGCCGAGGACAUCCUGGAGCGAGUGCCGACCCGGUACCGGCUCUUCGCCUGUGCUCUGCGGGCGGCACCGGAGUUCUGGCGCGAUGCCGCCGAAGUGCGGGCGCACCUGGAGCUGGCGGCGCACAAGGACAACUACAUCGCCAAUGCCCUGGCCAUGAUCGCCGCCCAGGCCCGCAUCGUCGAGAAGUACUUGAACGGCGAGCUCUCCUUGGACGAUGAAGUUCCAGAUCCCGAGGACGCGACAGCCGGCAUCCUCGGCGCACCGCCGCCGGUGGUGGCGCGGCCCAAGUUCAAUCGGGCCCAAAGGCUGUUCGAGGAGAAGGCGCUGCAGCGCCUCGAUGCAGUGUCGGCUUUCCGAGAUGCCGAGAGUCCGGAAGAGGUCGAGCGGCUGGCCGCAGAACUGGAAGAACAAAACAGCAUUCUGCUGUGCAUGGGCGCGCCGGGGACCGGCAAGACCUUUGUCGUGGACUACCUCAUCCAGGUGGCCGUGGGCCGUGGUCUCCGCGCGCUGUACGCCUUGCCGACAGGACAGCUGGCCUGCCGGAUGCGGCAACGCCAUCCCAACAUUCACGUGGACACGUGCCACGGCGCCUUCGGCUUCUUCCGGCCGCUGCAGGACAACGAGGGCCGUUUAUACUUAGCGAACUUAUAA
Molecule: messenger RNA, 3579 nt
Organism: Durusdinium trenchii
Lineage: Eukaryota; Dinophyceae; Suessiales; Symbiodiniaceae
Source: the annotation of a GenBank genome assembly